CCGAUUCGUUGAUUGUGAACAUUGGAGAUGCAAUGGAGUUCAUCAGUGGAGGUCUUUUCAAGGCUUGUUUGCACAGAGUGGUUGAACCACCAGCAGACCAGAAACAAUUUGAAAGAUUGGCCAUUAUAUACUUUUGCAACCCAAGCUCCAAGGCCGAUUUGGAUCCAGAAAAUAUUCAUUCACCCAAGUUGGCGUCUUUGGGGUUGGAUAAGGACCACAAAUUAAAGCACUGGGAGAAAAUUCAGUUCCAUCACUGGAAUUAUACAAAGGGCCAUUUGUUAGGUAGACUGGCAGCUGGAGAGAGAAACUUGGUGCAGUUUUUCGGAAGGACUAUUGAGAGAUGGCACCAUUUCCAGGGAGGUAUCACGAAUGUGUAGAUGAUAGCCCCUACUUUUUUUACUGAAUAUAAAUGUAGUACUGAUCGCUGGAUGUAUUUUGUAUCAGUGCGAUUACCCUGAAUUAGCGCGAUUGCGUAAAAAUACUGGAGCCAGAAACACUCGAGCAAGACAUGAAAGACUAUCUAGAAGAACUUGAAGAGAUCGAAAAGCAGCUUGAUUCUCUUCACCCCCAAGAUGAACUUACCAUAACACUGCCGGUAUCGACCGAUGAGUACUGCGAUACUCCCAUUAAUAAUGCACCAAACUCGUUCAAUAUUGAACAUUCAUAUGACAAGCCGGAUUUGAGGAAUCUCGUGUACGUAGGUCAAACAGACCAUUUACAGUGCCCUAUCUGCCAGCAGCCAUUCUUUAAUCCCUAUACAACGCUAUGUGGGCAUACUUUUUGCCGGGAGUGUGUUUUGGAGUGUUUGAAGAUGUCUAAGGAUUCAGAUUCUGAUACGUUAGGGGUAUGUCCGUUGGACAGAACACCUAUAGAUGCCACCAACUCGGGAGAUUUAUUCCCAACACCAAUUCUAAUCAACAAUUUGGUGGAUGAUUUGAAGGUCUACUGCCUCAACUCUGGUAGAGGAUGUGACUGGGUUGGUUGCAGAUGGGAAGUGGAACAUCAUAUCUUAGCGGACUGUGACUAUACGGGAGUGAGAUGUAACCGGAUACGGGAUGAUGACAGUUUGUGUGACGUGUUAGUAGAACGAAGGUACUUGAAGGUACAAGUAAAAGAGGAAGAAAAACAAAAACCUGAAUGCGUGCACAAAAUCUACAAAUGUUCCUUGUGUAAAGAUGAAAUCACGAAGGUCACAGAAGAAGAGCACCUCCAGAAUGAUUGUCUCUUCAACUACCAAACAUGUGGUAUUUGUGCCAAUGAUAUGAUCCCAAUGAAGAGUUUGGCCAAACAUCAAGACAGUUGUACGAAAGCCUCCAAAUUCAUAUGUCCGGCAAAAGAGAUAGGAUGUCAGUUCAUUGGAAAUAGCCUACCGUCUUUGGAGAACCAUAUGGAGAAUAAUUGUACUCUUAAUCAGUUUCUUCCAUUCUAUAAGACAAUGGAUGAAAAGAUUGGUAGUCUUACAACAGAAAAUGCCCACCUCCAAAGGCAAAUUAAUCAAAUUUUAAAUCUGGUGAUUCAAGGAAAGAUUACCAACUUGGGAUAUAACGAACCACUAGAAGAAAUAAACAGGUUCAAGAACCUCGACAGCGGAGACCAAGAUAAAUUGGUAUACUUGAGCUACGAAAUCGAACGAUUGAAGUACCAGAUGGAUGAAAAGCUAUUGCCCUUCGUUAGCAAACAAACAAAUGAAAGGGAACCAGUUAUAAACAACUUAGUCAAUGACAGUUUUAUAAUGAAAGACGACCUAAACCUACAAAGGAUGCUCAUUAACAGCUUGAGAAAGCAAAUUCAGUUCAUUCUAUUCAAGAACCAUAGACCUUCAUUUAAUGGCUUGAACAGCAAUCCAAUUUUUGAUGAUGACUUGUCAGAUUCAGACGAAAGGCUCAAUUUGAAGUUGUAGCUAUCACAUAUCUAAACUACAUUAACUAAUGAAUAAAUGACUCUACCAUAAAUUAAGUAAGCCAUCCCAUUCUUGUCUACUCCUUCUAUUCCAGUAGGAAUUCUCACCUCUGUUGUAAACCCAUUCUCCAGAAUCAGCAGCUUUGGUAUCACCUAUAUGAUGGAAAAACACCGGUCUGUAUGUUUUACCGGACUGUUCCAUUUCUUUUCUCCUUGUUCUCUGGUUUUCUUCCAACUCACAUUUAAGUUUUUCAGCUUCAUCAAUAUCGACAUUCAAGUAUGCAGCGACAUCAGGUCUUAGCCUUGAGUCAGUAGGAGCCAUCUUAUCCCUUUCAAUAUCUGUUAUUUGCACCAAGUCAUUUGCAAAUUCGGUGAAACCGAACCUUUUCUUGGGGUUUGGAACCAAUUUUCCAGAUGUCCAUAUAAGCUUCUCAGUGGUGUUCGUCUUUAACGUAAGAGACUCAGUCCAUUUACCAAAUACUGAAUAGGGCAUCUUCUUCUUGUUUGCACCGAAGGCUUCAAUACUCAAAUCUUCUGACCUUCCACUAAACAUCCCCCCUUUAGUAAACUCCACCACUGCUUUGGUUCCUGUGGAUGACUUAAUCGUAAUCGUGCUGCUUGGUUCUGAGUACUUCUCACCAGCUAUAAUGUUUUUCAACAUAGAAUUAGGCUGACUCCAUUGGAAUACUUCACCAGUUGACCUAAUGGUUAACUUUAUUAUACCCUUAUUGAUGAUUUCAGCGGUCUUACCCCAAAACUUUUGUGAUGGUGAUAAACUCCAGCUCAAUGUCCAGUCCUUGGAUUCAACAAAUGCAGCGAAGACUGGAGGUCUAUGACAGACUUUUUCACUCACCAACCGUAUUCCCUUAUCUUCUCUAACCAAUUCAAAAGUUUCACCUAAUAAUGGAUUGAACGGUUUUCUUACAUUUCUUUCCUUAUCUCUGACCGACGAUAUAGAACUCACGGCAAACGCUGCUAUUCUUAAGAUUUUCUCUCCCGUAUCCUGAUUAUCAACGACCUGCAAAGCAUUAUUGAUCAAGUCACAGUAUUCGAUCAAUUCUGCGUACUUCUGUAACAUUGUUACGGGUUCGUUCAUGUCAACAGG
This is a messenger RNA of Yamadazyma tenuis ATCC 10573, 3004 nucleotides long. NCBI's taxonomy places the organism in Eukaryota, Fungi, Ascomycota, Pichiomycetes, Serinales, Debaryomycetaceae. The record is from RefSeq and is a predicted model, not a curated record.